This is a messenger RNA of Myxocyprinus asiaticus (Chinese sucker), 8398 nucleotides long. RefSeq names its product tumor necrosis factor alpha-induced protein 2-like. Bases 54 to 2024 code for a protein of 656 amino acids. NCBI's taxonomy places the organism in Eukaryota, Metazoa, Chordata, Actinopteri, Cypriniformes, Catostomidae. Gene Ontology annotation, molecular function: SNARE binding. The record is from RefSeq and is a predicted model, not a curated record. The transcript has 12 exons. Gene Ontology annotation, biological process: exocyst localization; exocytosis. Gene Ontology annotation, cellular component: exocyst.
UAGAAAGCUAAAAGAGAAUCCAGACACACUUUGGAUGCUUUUAGUUUUGCAUAAUGUCUGCUAGCAGAAUGAGCAAAGAAGAGAACCAUGUGAGUGGUGAAGAAAUCAUAGGUGAUGAAGGCACAUCAGAUCAUCCUGGUGAUACUGAAGCUGAAUCCUUGAAACACAAGCAAAAAAUCAAAAUACCAAACAAAAUGAAGAUUUUUCAAUUUAUGAAAUCCCAGAAGAAUUCAAAAUCUGCAGCGGCCCUCACCCCUGAAACUACGUUAGUGGAUUUCAACAUGUACCUUGAACAGAACUGUCUGGCUGAAGCACAGCAGCAAAUUGUGGCAGCUGAGGAACAUCUCUUUGGUUCAAGUGAAGUAGCCAGGGCAGAGGAUGAGGAAAAACUGCAGACAGACUAUGAAACCUUUAUUAUACGAGUGAGGAUGGCCAUCUAUGACUCCUUCAAUGAGGACAACCAGGAGACACUCAAGAGUGCUUUGACAUCCAUACUUCAGGAAGAGGCACAGGACAGACGCUGGGCGGGAGUGGCUGUGGAGCAACGUCCAAAAUGGAGGCCCACAAAGUGCCGAGAGAUCCAUGACACACUAAUCCAGACUGUUGUUGAGGAACGAAUGAAGAAUGCAGAUGAACAAGAGAAUGGGGCAGACAAGCUGUCAACCUCCUUGAAGAGAGAGGUGUGCCGGAUAGGCAAGCAAGUACAAAAAGACCUUCUCAGAGUCGUCAGAGUGCUGAGAGGAUGUUACCCACCAGACUUUGACAUUUUCAGAAUGUAUGCUCAGCUCUACCAUCAAGCCUUCUCCACCCGACUUCAAGAGCUAGCCAAGUCCAGCAUUGAUUUUGAGGAUUGCUUUUAUAUAUUGAGUUGGAUUGUUGAUUACUACCCAAGGGAUGUGUUGAAGCACAAAGAAUUGGAGGAGCAAUUCAAUAAUUCAUCACUUGGACCUCUGUUACCUGAAGAACAUCUCAAGACAUUAGAGGAACAGUACUUUUCAUACAAAGAGAAUGAGGUCGCAAAGUGGUUGUCCAAUGCUCUUGAGAAAGAAGUGAAAAAAUGGAGUGAUGGCACAGAACCAGAUCUCUUUGAUGGAUGCUACUUCAGCAGCCUUGCUGUAGAUGUGAUACCACUUGUUUAUGGAACUGUGAGAGAGGUCAAGACAAUUCUUAGCUCUGAAUGUAAAGCCCAGAUUAUUCAAUGCCAGCUGGACAGCUUUCUAAAAAGGUAUAUGAAAAGUCUAGAGGACCUACUCAAAACAAAACAAAAAAACAUUCCUAAUACUCUCAGUGCUAAUCUGGUUAACAUUCAACAGUUUAGGGAUUACAUACAAAGAGCUGAAAAUCCUUUACCAGAGGAGACAAGAACAGCUUGCCUGUCCACAUUAUCAGACCUCAUAGCAAUUUGUCACAAAUAUUUACUCUGCCGAAUUCACACAGAACUGAAGCCUAUUUACCGUAAGCUGUGGACUCAAGUCUGGUUUGCUGGUCACCAUGAUGUUGUGGAGGAGCUGGUGAAGGCGCUUGAGAAUAACACAGAUCAUUUAAGAAAAAAAAUUAAGCCAGACUGCCGGGAGGAACUGCUGGUUGAGCUGCAUAUUGAAGUAAUGGUUGAGUAUGUGAGGCGAAUGAUGAAGCGAAAACUGAAACUGAAAGGCAAAGAGCAGCAAGAGGCAGCUGCCAAGUUCAUCUGCCAAGACAGCAGUAAAAUCUGCUCUGUGUUUGCCAAAUGGGGAUCCAAAGAGGAAUGGCUCUCUCAAAUACUCCCUAAAUUAGCUGAGAUUGUGAGACUGCAGGACCCUGAGAGCCUGCAGAUUGAGAUAGUUACCUUGGCAAAAGUCUAUCCUGACCUAAGUAAACAGCAUGUUCUUGCUGUCCUGAACCUGAAGAGAAACCUUUCAAGCUCAGAUUUGUGCAGGAUCAAAGGGUGCUGGUGUGAGUAUGAGAGUAUGCAGGGCACUGAGUCUUCCCGUUCCUUCUUUUCUAAAGUACUUGUCAAAAGGAAAAUCUUAGGAGUGCUCUGUUGAUCUAUAGCUAAUGUAAGGCACCUGAGGGGGGCUAGCUACUUUAUAUAAAUCCCAUGCACACAGUUGUUUCAUUUUUAAAUCUGAUCAUACAAUUCAGUCAUAAGUGCUGUUUCAAGUUUAACGUAGUUUGAAACUUUGAAAGAUGCACCACGCGAGCUCUGCAUUCUGUUGUGCUCGGUCCAUCUUGACGCAUAAUUUCUAUAACCAGGGUUGGGAGGGUUACUUUUGAAAUGUAUUCCACUACAGAAUACAUGCUGUAAAAUGUAAUUUGUAAUGUAUUUUGUUAGAUUACUCAAGGUCAGUAACAUAUUCUAAAUACUUUGGAUUACUUCUUCAGCACUGGUAGAUUUUUUAACUUGUUUUGACUAUAAAAACUCUGCCAGUACAGUAAGACAAAAUACACAUGUUAAAAAUACAUUCUCUGAAAAACCUAAAUAUCUUAUGCAGUGCUGUUUCUAAAACAAGAUAAAUCUAAUUGAUCUUGUUUUAAGGAUUUUUAGAUAUUUUUACAGAAAAACAAUACAAAAAUUAUUAUCAAAAAUAUGAUUUUUGCCCUAAUAUCAGAGGUCUUACUAGAAAAAAGAAAUUAUUAUCCAACUUGAAUUUUCUUGAUAAAAAAAUAUGAUCGUGCCUGGUAACAUGUGCAUGUAAAUUGGCUAGAAAUAGCAUUUUAGCUUAGCGUAAAGCUGACAAUUUACACAAGGUUUAUUUCUAUUUCUUCUGCUCCAAACUUACUUCAAUCUUACUUCUCUGUCUCCUCGUAUGAAUGUAACGCAUCAUAAGAAAGUGUUUCACCGCUGUUCAAAUGCACUUUGAAUCGCAUCAUUUAUAUGUAUAAAUGUUUUCCAUCUGAAAGGACUAAAUAUUAAAUGAAACAAAUGACAAUAAAAUGCAAAGUAAUCUCUUCAGUAAUCAAAAUACUUUUUGAAUGUAACUGUAUUCUAAUUACCAAUGAUUUAAAUUGUAACUGUAUUUACAAUUGUAAAUUGUGGAAUACAGUUACUUAUAUUUUGUAUUUUAAAUACGUAAUCCCGUUACAUUUAUUCUGUUACUCCCCAACCCUGUCUAUAACACAUUAAAAAACAACAUAUAUUAACUAGGGAUGUAAAUAUUUGCACUGACAAUGAUUCGAUUAGAUUAAGAUUCUUUACCUAAUGAUUACGAUGCAUUGUGAAAUCAGAAAUUUGGUCAAUUCAAUUAGAUCAGAUUUAAUUAUUUCAGAACGCGUGACUAUAUUCACAGCCUCGAGUGCCAUAUUGCUUUUAUAAAAUGGUCACCACAUUAUAAAAAUAUUAAAGGACACAAAUGUUCAUUAAAAUGUCAUAUUUUGGAAGUAAAAUCAAUAAAUGCAUCCAGAACUGGAACUAUCCAUUUUAUAAUCGUCGUUAAACUAUUUUAUGAAAUAAAUGCAUUAUAUGGAUAUAUAAAGCAAUAUAAACAUACUAUAUUGUAAUUAGUGAAGAAAGCAAUUACAGUUAACUUACUUUGGUCAAAUGGACCCAAACAGUUGACACAGAAAGCCGAAGUAGGCAGCAUCCAUCCUUGAUCCAUCCAUUCAUUUAUCCACUUAUCCAGGUCGCAGGAAGUGAACACGGCAGCAUGAACUUUUUUAAGUCAAAGUGUGCAUUGUGAAAAGUUUGUGUAAUCUGAGAUGGCAUCUGUAUCACAUGGGGUAUUAAUAUAGUAAUGAUAAUCGAUUCUUAAAUUCCAUAAUCGAUGCAUCAAAAUUUCUUUGUCAGAUUGAUGCAUUUUUACGUCCCUUGUAAAAUACUGGAAUUGGGUAGUUGGUUUGGAAAUGGAAUACCGGGAUGGUGUGUCCAUUAUAACACAAAGUUCAGUCCAAUGUGGUUUAUUUCUCGUAAGCCAGCAGCAUGUUAAGAUUCCAUAUUUGUUAACAGUAACGGAAGUUCUUCACUUGUAAUACAAAUUCUUUAUAUCAUUGCUACUUAAAAUUAUAAUUAAAUACUAAAUCAACUUCUUACAUAGUUAAACAAUCAGGCACAAGAGACUAGCAAAAUAAACUUACAAUGUCAUAUGUAAUUUUUCUACACCCCUGAUGUUGACCAAAUUGCUGUACAAUAAAUUAAUAAUAAAUACAAAAAAGAAAAUACAACAAAAAAGAGCUCUUGUUGGUUUGAUGAGGCAUGUUGUCUGUACAGCUGGAGUUGCACUGACUACCCCCAACUGCCACAAAUUCGCAAAAGAAUCUAGGUUGUACAUCAAGCUUGAAUUUCUUCGAUGCAAGGGACAUUUCUUAUUAUAGAGUUUUCAUAUACUGUAGGUCUGGGGCUUGAUUAAUUGUGUCAGUUUGUUAUUUGUUAUAUUUUAAAGGCACCCUUUCCCAAGAUUACAGCUCUGGGCAUUCUCUCAAAUGGGUGAAUCCUGGGAUGCUUCUUAAACAGUCAGAGCUCCUAUGUAUGCAGGCCACUUGUUGACUGCUUUGACCUCAAUGUCUGGUCCAACUCAUCAAAUUAAAGGAAUAUUCUGGGUUCAAAACAAAUUAAGCUCAAUGAACAGCAUUUUUGGCAUAAUAUUGAUUACCACAAAAAUAUAUUUCGACUCGUCCGUCCUUUUCUUAAAAAAAAAAAAAAAAAAAAAAAAAAAAAGGGGGGCAAAUAAUCAAGGCUACAGUGAGGCACUUACAAUAGGAGUCAAUGGAGCCCAUUUUUGGAGGGUUUAAAAGCAAAAAUGUGAAGCUUAGAAUUUUAUAAAAGCACUUCUGUUAAAACGUGUGUGUAUAAUUUGAGCUAAAAUGUUGUUUAAAUUGUUGUAUUUAUGGUCAUUUUAGGGUUUAUGAUGUUACGUUGUCACGGCAACAAAGGUUAGAAAAUAAUUUCGUAUCACACUAAAAUCAUUUUAAUAUGCAUAUUCUUUACAUCUUGUGACUAUACUUCUAAAACAGUGAGUAUUCUAAAAAUUUCCCUGAUAGCACACAUUUGAUGUGUGUUUACAUCUGGAAGAUGUAUUUUUCAGGUUGUUUGCUCAUCUGCAAGACAUCUAUUAGACAUUUCUUCUCAGAUGUCAAUAAGACAUUAAGUAGAUGUCUUUGAGAUGUUUAUCAUUUAGAAUGUUUGUAAAUCUGAUCUUUUUAAGAUGUUUAGCAGAUGUAAGAUGAUUUACAGAUGAAAAGAUCUAAAGCAGACAUCUCUGAGAUGUAUGUGUGCUAUCUGGGUUACGGAUUGGCCCCAUUCACUUCCAUUGUAAGUGCCUCACUGGAACUCAGAUUUUUGCUUUUUAUAAAGAAAAAAAGGGAUGAGUUGAAAAUUUAUUUUGUGGUAAUCAACAUUAUGCCAUAAAUGCUGUUGAUUAAGCUUAACUUAGCCUAUAUUGAACCCGAAAUAUUCCUUCACACACACACACACACACACACACACACACACACACACAGAAGUCUAUAAUAAAUUAAUAGCGUAAUUUUAAGAACAUUCUCAAGAAUCUUAUUUGUAUUCUACCUCUGAGUCAGGCAUUUUUUAUUAAGAAAUCAAACACAACUCUAGUGGGAACAAAAAAGGAAAACGGAAGAUGGCAAACUUAAAAACAAAUACACAAUCAACAACAGCAAAAGCUGUUUUUUCUGUUGUACCAUUGAAUAAGCAUAACUGAACACACCUGCAUCACUUUUACACAAUCUAUAUGAUUUGUUAAUGUAUGGUAUCUAUCAAAUUAUUAAUUUAAAACAGCAAAGGGUGAGUCAUUAGUUCACUGUCAUAUAUAUAUAACAUAAUAAUAUAUUUGUAAUAAAGCGCUAAACUUGAAAAAACUUUCCAAAAUCAUUAUUUUCCAUCACUGACGUGCACAGAAUGGGGGCAGCCGGGGCGGAAACCCUUUCGUUCACAAAUCUAAAGGUGCCCUUUUGGUCGCCCAGAAAAAGGGGAGACAUUUUUAUAAUUAAAUUAAAAUAGUUAAAUAAAACAACAUGAAAAUAUCGUCAUAAUCUCACAAUAACAGAAAUAAUGUGUUAUUAUGAGAUUUCUUUGUAAAUCGCAGGUGUAUUAAACAAAAUUAAGUGGAGGUGCCUUUAAGAGCAUGCGCUACAGCAGAUCGGGGGCAGAUUCUAAUCGCAAGUGAUCCUCCCUAUGCCCCAUACUCACUCCAAAGUGCAGAGCCCUUGAAGUGGGUACUCUGAAGGAAACAUUGCGUUACAGUCUUGUGGAAAAGAUUCAUUUUCUCACUUUUGUUUUGAACGAGCUUUCGAGUGGCAUCCCCUCCCGCAGCAGUGCUCUUCAAGAAAGCAAAAAAUGCAGUUUUGAAUUCUCUCCGGAACAUCGAAGUGCCGUUACCUCAGUUGAGUAACAGAUCAGAUAAAAAGUCCACUCCAUGUAUUGUGUUGUAAGUUCAUCAAAAGAAUAAUACUCGAUUGCUACUGCAUUUCCGACAUCGCGUACCAAUAGUGUAGACAGAUUUAUUCAUUAUAAUGGGAACGGUCACGCCACUUUCAGUAAUAUAAAUAAUAUUUGUCUUUUAUAGAAUAUUGACAUAAACUGAAGGAGCUGUCAGGUUCAGCCAAAGCCGUUUGGUUUUGUUGAAACUAAUAAGCUAUUAAACUAAUCACUUUCAGAAAAAUACCAUUAUGCUACCACAGUACUGCAUCUCCCUAUAUGCAUAUUACGCGCCUUCGUGUCAACGCGCCUUUGCACCGUGCACCACGUUACCAGGGUAAUGCCGUGGUACUGAAUGACUGAUCAUGUUCAUAUUUCUUGAUACUGUCAUGGUACUCCAAGGUACUUUAAAAAAUACCAUGGUUUUUAUAAUGACACAUACCAGACCAUGUCUGAAAAUAAAAAAAUAUCAAGUGUAUUACCAUGGUGCUUUUAGUGAGAAAUAUUACAGAUCAGGCUUUUAUUUGUGAUAAAGGAAUAAUGAAAAAAAUUAUUUAUAGUAUAUAUAUAUAUAUAUAUAUAUAUAUAUAUAUAUAUAUAUAUAUAUAUAUAUAUAAAACUAUCGACUCAUCUGUCACAUCCGGGCUGCAUCCGAAAACGUAGGCAGCUGACUUGCUGGCUAAUCAGUUAAUGGCUUUACUGACAGCUGUUUUGAAUGAAUGGAACUCCGAACAGUUUGAAAAGCACCUUAUUUUCAUCCUGCCUCAGUAUACAGCAUCCGAAGGCAGCAUUUCACCAGUUUCGGUAAAAAAUGUAUUGCCCUCUUGUGGUCUGAGGUUUGUAACCGCCAGAGCAACGCAAGAGCGCAUGUAAUGUAUGUACUACGGGACCUUGUGUUGGCCAUGCGUUGGCAAAGCGCAAAGCGUUUGCAUACAUGCGUGAAGUAGGUUUUGGCCUUUACCCGUGAAUUUUGAAGCCGCCAUGUUUUUAAAAAAAUAUAUAUAUGUUGCUACUGUUACUAGAUAAGUACUCCAGAGAUUUUCUGUUUCGUCAGGCACGUACACUCACAUGCUUAUGGUAGUUGUUGUCUUGUUAGCAACAUAUAAAAUAAUAAAAAAAAACAGUGAUUUCAAAAUUCAUGUUUGAGGUAUGACUGUGUAUAAUUUAUGUUGUAGAACAAAACGUCCAAGUAUCUUCAAGUAACAUUCACCACAGACCUUAUUUUAUUCAUGAAUCCAAAACUGCCAUUAUAAAAACCACUUCCCAACCCGAGAGAACCCAUGGCUCAAAAAUGCUAAUUCUAAUUUUUUGGACUACUCCCUGCAGCUCUAUUCUGCUCUAUUUCCCUCUUGUAAACCAGACUUUGUCUGUUCAUUCAUGUGCUUGGAAUUCGUAACUACGAUAUUUCCAACUCCCUUGAAGGGAGUAUAACUGUCUCCUGGGAAGCACCCAGAGCAGGAAGAAAAAUUCUGUUUCACUUUUUCUCCUCCAGAUAAAAAAAAAAAACUUUCAGAGUAGGCAGAGGAUCUCAUCCUGGUAUUUUUGGGGUUUUCCCCGGGGUAUUCCUAUGUUACCAGGGUCCUAUGUUCCCCAGAUUUAUAUGGCACAUAAUGAACACAUGACUAUGUUCCCAGUUCCCAUGGUACUAUGUUUCCCAUCUCUAUAUAUCACAUGAUGGGGACCUGAAAAACUUGUUCCCCAGCUCUGUAUUUACUUAAUAUGUCAUGGGUAAUUGUGGGAACUCAUCAAAGAGGGUUUCUGUUCCUCAGCACUGCCAUAUGGCUCUCAGUAUAAUAGGCCUAGACUAAACAAAUGGCUGGAUUCAUGGAAUCACAAAAGACCAUAGCUUCCUUAGAUGAAAAGUAGCCUAGUAUACAUGUUUUUUAAUCUAAUUCUCAUGACAUUAUGACUUACUGUAUCUAUCUAAUUUAAUCCAUUUUGUUUUUGCCUCCAAAUAUGCUAGUUUAUUUUUUUCUGCAUCUAUAGUUAAUUUUGAACACCUUUUUUUAUUUUUAGCUGUGACUGACAUCUCACUGUGAAAUGUCCAAAUACCAA